UGUUGGUCUCAUAAAUACGAGAGCACAUGGUUGCAAGUUCCGGAGCUUGAGAAAUAAAAAAGAUAUGAUUUUUAUUGUAGUUUUUUUUAACAACAAAUAGUCAUCUUUAUUUUAAUAACAUAGAUUUCAAUAAAAGUAAAUAAUUUCUUCAAAAAUCGAAAGCAGAAAAAUAUAUUUUACAUAACCUCACAUUAGUUAUAAGGAAACAAUUUUAGUGUCAUACAAUAUGGGUCGAAAAGCUAAAUUUGAUGAACAAAUUAAUAAAGGUACUAGACGUAAAAGUAAAAAUCAUCAAGAACCAGUUUUUGCUGAAGGAUUGAUAGAAAAAGAAAAAGGAAAACCAAGUCAUAGACAAGCACAAAGAGCAAAAAAAAGAUUGUUGAAACAAAAACAAAAAGAAGAAAGGAAAAAAGUUAAGCAACAAACCAUCAAUAAUAAUAAGCAAAAUGAAAGCCCUAAAUUAAGUAAAAAGAGGCAAGUACAAGAUGAGGAUAAUAUUCUACAACCUAAAACUAAAAAAUUAAAAACAGCAGAUCAACAGUUACCAAAACUACAAUUAUUUAAGGAAAGCAAAGCUAAUAAACUAACUGAUGAAUUCAACAAAAAAAAGAAAUCAAAAUUGGUUACAGAAAAAAGUAUACCAGGACAAAAUAAGAAAAUGCAAAUUGAUCAGAAAGAUAAAUUAAAAAAUACAUCAGUAAAUAGAAAAGUAACGAAUGGAAUAGAUAUCUUGAAUAAAGCCAUAAAUGGAAAGAAAAACCUAAAAAAUAAAAGUAAAUCACAAGUGAUUACUCCUAAACAAGUAGAUGGUAAAAAAUCAAAACUAAAAAAAAAUAAUGCAAUCCAAAAUAAUAAGAGUAAAACCAAAAUAGUAAAUAAAAAAGAUAAUCUACAAAAUCCAAAAAAUGAUUCUGUAAUGAGAAUUGUUAAGCAAAAGAAAAUUCACUCUAUAGUAGAAAAAUUCAUGUAUGUAAGUGAUGAUAGUGACAACGAGGAUAAGGAUAGAGAUAAUGAAGCUGAUAAAUACUUAUCAGAGGAUGAAAUAGAAGAAACUGAUGACUACUUAAGCAGAUCAGUCAAUAAAAGUUCAAGUGAUAGUGAAGAACUAGAUCAAGAUUCAGAUGAAAAUCCAUCUGAUAUGGAAAAUGAGGAUAGCGAUGAUCACAAUGACAGUGAAAUGAAAGAUGAGGACAAUGAUGAUGAAGAUGAUUAUGAGAAUGAUGAUGAUGACGAUGAUGAUGAUGAUGACGACGAUGACGAUGAUGAUGAUGAUGAUGAUGGUGAUAAUGGUCUAUUACCGAUUGAGAAAGCUAAUAAAAGGUUGAAGAAGAAACAAGAAAAAGAGAGAAAACUAGCUGAAGCAGAAAUGAAUGAAAGUAUAAUGCAACAGCAAAUAUUUAAUUUCCCUACUAAGGAAGAGCUUGAAAAUCCAACAAAUCUUAAAGAUAUACAGCAACGAAUUCAAGAUGUUGUAAUGGUAUUAUCUGAUUUUAAGAAACUGAGGCAACCUGAAAGAUCUAGGACUGAGUAUAUAGAAUUACUCAAAUCAGACUUGUGUACAUACUUUAGUUACAAUGAAUUUUUAAUGGAUAAACUUAUGCAAAUCUUUCCAUUGAGCGAACUGCUUGAAUUUUUGGAAGCUAGUGAAGUUCAAAGACCUAUGACCAUUCGUACAAAUACAUUAAAAACACGUCGGCGAGAUUUGGCACAAGCACUGAUAAACAGAGGUGUCAACUUAGAUCCCAUUGGAAAAUGGACAAAUGUUGGUUUAGUUGUAUAUUCAUCUCAAGUACCAAUGGGUGCAACCCCAGAGUACUUAGCUGGUCAGUACAUUUUACAAGGAGCAUCUAGCUUCCUUCCAGUUAUAGCUUUGGAACCAAAACCAAAUGAAAGGAUAUUAGAUAUGUGUGCAGCACCCGGGGGCAAAUCUUCACAUAUUGCGGCUUUAAUGAGAAAUACCGGUGUCUUAUUUGCAAAUGAUGUAAACAAGGACAGAAUUAAAGCAGUUAUAGGUAAUUUUCAUAGAUUGGGUAUUACAAAUUCAGUUAUUUGUAGUUAUGACGGGAGAAAAAUACCGUCGGUGAUAAAGGGAUUUGAUAGAGUGCUGUUAGAUGCACCUUGCACAGGUACAGGUGUAGUUGCUAAAGAUCCAAGUGUGAAAACGAAUAAAGAUGAAGCAGAUUUACAAAGGUGUUUCACGUUACAACGCGAAUUACUUUUAGCUGCUAUAGAUUCGGUGAAAGCACGAUCGGGAACGGAACCCGGUGGAAUCAUUGUAUAUUCGACUUGUUCUAUACUCCCUGAAGAAAAUGAAAUGAUCGUUGAUUAUGCAUUAAAGAAACGAAACGUAAUGCUGUAUCCAACUAAUUUGGAAUUUGGAGCUGAUGGAUUUACGAACUAUAGGCAACACCGAUUCCAUCCUUCAUUAAAGUUAACUAAACGCUUUUAUCCUCAUAUGCAUAAUAUGGAUGGAUUCUAUGUUGCGAAAUUCAAGAAAUUUUCAAAUAUUAUUCCGAAACAAAUAAAAAAUGUUGAAGAAGAUUAAGAAAAAUCAGAUUAGAAAC
This is a messenger RNA of Phymastichus coffea, 2564 nucleotides long. RefSeq lists its product as uncharacterized. NCBI's taxonomy places the organism in Eukaryota, Metazoa, Arthropoda, Insecta, Hymenoptera, Eulophidae. The coding region runs from base 227 to 2545 and encodes 772 amino acids. The transcript is spliced from 7 exons. Gene Ontology annotation, cellular component: nucleolus. Gene Ontology annotation, molecular function: rRNA (cytosine-C5-)-methyltransferase activity; RNA binding. The record is from RefSeq and is a predicted model, not a curated record. Gene Ontology annotation, biological process: maturation of LSU-rRNA; rRNA base methylation.